Molecule: messenger RNA, 1649 nt
Organism: Myiozetetes cayanensis
Lineage: Eukaryota; Metazoa; Chordata; Aves; Passeriformes; Tyrannidae
Product: serum paraoxonase/arylesterase 2
Exons: 9
Coding region: 54-1118 (354 amino acids)
Cellular component (GO): extracellular region
Molecular function (GO): arylesterase activity
Source: RefSeq, a predicted model, not a curated record
GGGACGGGACGGGACGGGACGGGAGGCGGCGGAGCCGGGAGCGGGGAGCGGCCAUGGGGAAGCUGCUGGUGGUGGCUCUUGUCGGGAUAGCGGCAGCCCUGGCGGCGGAGCGGCUGCUGGCCCUUCGGAACAGACUCAAUGCUUCACGGGAAGUAGCCCCAGUAACGCUCCCGAACUGCCAGCUCAUUAAAGGAAUCGAAGCUGGUUCUGAAGACAUCGACAUACUUCCCAAUGGACUAGCCUUCAUCAGCUCUGGCUUGAAAUAUCCAGGAUUAACGAGCUUUGCUCCAGACAAACCAGGCGAAAUAUUUUUGAUGGAUUUGAAUGAAGACUAUCCCAGGGCAGUGGAACUGAGAAUCAGUCGAGGGUUUGAUCUGUCGUCAUUUAACCCUCAUGGAAUCAGCACCUAUAUAGACAAAGAUGACACCGUGUACCUCUUUGUUGUGAACCAUCCCCAUCAGAAGAGCACAGUAGAAUUGUUUAAAUUUGUAGAAGAUGACAAUUCUCUUUUACACCUGAAAACCAUUCGACAUGAUCUUCUGACAAGUGUGAAUGAUAUAGUAGCCAUGGGACCAGAUAGUUUCUAUGCUACCAAUGACCACUACUUCACCGACUUCAUCUUGAUGUUCUUAGAGAUGUUCUUGGGUUUAACAUGGUCAAAUGUUGUUUACUACAGUCCAAAAGAAGUUAAAGAAGUAGCAGCUGGCUUUUAUUCAGCGAAUGGAAUCAAUAUUUCACCUGAUAGAAAGUACAUCUAUGUUGCAGAUAUAUUUGAUCAUAGUGUCCAUGUUAUGGAAAAGCACACUAACUGGAAUUUAACUCACGUGAAGACGCUGCAGCUGGACACUCUGCUUGAUAACUUGUCUAUUGAACCUCACACUGGAGACAUCUGGACAGGAUGUCAUCCCAAUGGGAUGAAGCUGUUCUACUAUGAUCCUGAAAAUCCUCCUGCCUCUGAGGUUCUGCGCAUCCAGAACAUCCUGUCAGAGGAGCCUGUGGUGACCCGUGUCUACGCUGACAACGGCUCUGUGCUGCAGGGGAGCUCAGUGGCAUCCAUCUACGAGGGAAAACUGCUCAUUGGCACAGUCUUCCACAGAGCUCUCUACUGUGAGCUAUAGCUUGCCAUGGGUAAGAUCUACCGCGGCGGAAAGGAUUUAAUUCCUUGGGAACUCAGUUUCUGCUAAAUUUGCUAACAAGAAGACUGUUCCAAUAAAGGUUAACUGCAGUAAUGGAGAUGUAUUUUAGCCUUCCUCUCCAAAAUGAGACUUUUACGCAAUAGCAAAGGAAAUGGAACCGAAGGUGAGAAAUUAGUUUCUUUUGUAAUGAGGAGGACCCAAUAUCAGUAACAAAGGGUAACCUUGAAGUUCAGUUUCAGAUUGCAGAUGACUGAACUGUCAGACACAGAACUCAUCUCUGCUGUCUGGAUCUUGUUGUUUUGGUUUUUGUUUUUGUUUUUUUUUUUCCCCAUGAGAAAACUGAUUUCGUAAAUAAGAAUUCCUGACUACCAGUGUGGUGUGGGUUAUGGUCACUGACCCCUGGGCCUUCCCAGGGACUGUGCAAGGGGGUCUUCUUCUGAAUCUGCCUAUUGGCUUUCCCUAAUGCUUCCAAAAUAACUGGAAAGGGAAUAAAUAUUAUUUCAGUUUCAUCCA